AUUGCAUUAAACGUCAAAUAUUAUCAACAAAAGACAUCUGAGCUAAGUUCGGCUAGGAAAUUACGACUAAAAUGUUUUUAAUAGUUUUUGCAGACUAAGUUUUAUUUCAAGUUUAUACACAAUUGUAGAAUUUUUCAACUUAAAGAAAGAUUUUAACUAAGGUAUCAUUAUGUGGAUUCCUCCGCGUGAGUGUGCAAUGCCGUUUGCUCUCUGGAUCAGCGAAAGUACACUGACCACCUCAAAUUACUUCCUACUGCAACGCCGUAAAGGCCAUGGAGGACUCCGUGGUUUUUCCUCGAUGCUCGUAGGAACGUUGGACAAUGUAUUGGACACCAAACCAUCACCCUAUAGAAUUUUGCACGUUCAACCUACGACCGGACUACACUACGAAAUCGCUUCAGACAUCACACUGGAAGCCAUUCUGAAGGACUGGGAAUGGCUUUCGAAGAACUUGUUUCGCGUAAUCAACGAAAUGGAAACGGAAGAAGAGAUCACAAACUUUACAAUUUGUAAAAUACAAUCGCUGCUCGCACAUAGCUCACGUGCCACUGAAGAAACGAUGGUAGAUCCAUCAAGUUUCCAGAUCAUGGUAAACAAGUUUCGUGAUAAGUUCAAAAUGCCUGAGGACGAAAAGCUUGUCAGUUACUAUUCCUGCAGCUACAUCAAAAAAGUACCAAGGCAGGGCCAGCUGUACCUGUCACUCAACCAUCUAUGCUUCUAUUCCUAUAUCUUUGGUGCAGAAAGUAAACUACGGUUCCGCUAUACUGAGCUGACGGAUAUAAGAAAGUCCGGCAAUAUGAUUACAAUCAAAACGUCUCAGGAAAAGGAGUACACCUUUGCUUUUCUUUAUUCCCCCAGUGAAGCGUACAAUCUUAUCGAACAAAUGAGUAAAAUAACAAUGCAGAAAUUAAUACAGGAUCCAGAUCGACCUAUAGUUAAUCACGAUCCGGUGGUUGGACGAAAAAUGGAAAAAAAUAUAGGACAGAAAACUGUGUUGCUACGAGAUUUGACUGCGAGACAACUUUCAGACGAAUAUCGAGCCCAUUUCCGGCUUCCACUUAGCGAGAUUUUAGACGGUCGGAUUACUGCCUCGCUCUGGACACCACACUCCAAGAAGCACGUUAAUGGUAUGAUCUAUUUGUCGCAAAGCUACCUCUGUUUCAAGAGCGACGUGUACGGUCUGGUAGGGCUGGUUAUUCCGCUGAACAAAAUUAUGAGUGUUGAAAAAAAAGAAGAUCAUCACGAUAAAUUUAGCAAUCGUAUUAUCGUAACAACGUCUGAUGCCAACAUAUUCCUUUUCUCAAAUAUAUUAGAUAGAGAUUUUUUGAUUAGCAAAAUUUCGGAACUGCUUUCAAAGACGACGACUCCGAGUAAGGAGAAAGAUGACAUUGACUGGACAAAGCAAGAACCACUGAUGCAUCUCUUCAAAGAUCCCGAUAAUAAAGCAUUUGAUGAUUUGCAAGCUGAAAAGCUGAAAAAAUGGGAGGACCAUUUUGCUAUUUACGGUCGUGGAGUGUCGAUGUUCCGUACGACGGAAACCAUCAACAUGGUGAUUGAUGGUAUUCCAGAUCAGCUGCGGCGUGAAGUAUGGAUGAUAUUCUCCGGAGCUAUACACAUGAAACUUAUGAAUCCCGGACUUUACAAAGUACUAGUAGAGCGUGCUAAGGAACAACAGUCGUCAACAUUCGAGGAAAUCGAGCGAGAUCUGCAUCGAUCUCUCCCAGAACAUCCCGCGUUUCAAACAAACAUUGGUAUCAUGGCACUGCGCCGGGUUUUACAAGCGUAUGCUCUACGCAAUCCAGAUAUCGGAUACUGUCAGGCGAUGAAUAUUGUCUCAUCAGUUUUUUUGAUUUACUGUGAUGAAGAGGAUGCAUUUUGGAUACUGUGCUGUCUAUGCGAAUCGUUGCUGCCGGACUACUACAAUGACAAGGUGGUCGGAGCGCAGAUCGAUCAAGGCUCGCUGGAUGAGCUAAUCACAAGUUACUUGCCGAAUUUGCAUGUUAAACUAGGUGACCUAGGCAUGAUUAGAAUGAUAUCGCUCUCCUGGUUUCUGACUAUCUUUCUUAGUGUCAUGCCAUACGAGAGUGCGCUGCACAUUAUCGAUUGUUUUCUGUGUGAUGGAGCAAAAGUGAUAUUCAUUAUAGCUUUAAAGAUCCUCGAAUGGAACCAGGAUAAACUUUUAAAUUGUAACGACGACGGUGAGGCGAUGCAGUUGUUGUCCAACUAUUUAAUGGGAAUUUACAACGAUGAGGUACAACAAAUAAAAAACAUGGAUAAAGAGCGACAUCAAAUAAGGAGUCAAUCGGUGCAGACACUAAUUUACGAAGCAUAUCUUAAGUUUGGAAAAGCAAUCACAUCGCAGAAGAUAGAGGAACUAAGAAAUAAACAUCGCCGCUUGACUGUUCAUCAACUGGAGAAAGAUCUUGAGAAUAGCUUCAUCAAAAACUUUAAAGAAAAUGGUUACUUCGAUGCUGAAGAACUCCGCUUACUGUUGUGUUACACCAAAGAGGAAAAACUGAAUCUGAAAAACUGCAGUCGUCAAACGUCGAUGAGCGGGGAACCGAUUUACGAUGCUGCGCUGCUGAAUGAUGCCAAAAAACGGUUUCGUGAUAAUCGCUACGAUUGCUUCCGAGUGGAUUACGAUACGUUUCGGAAGCUAUUCAUCGAUUUGACACCCUGGGGCCAUGUUCACAGUAUAGAUGUUGCGGAGAAAUUGUUUCGGCUCAUGGACAAACAAGUUUGUGGAUACCUAGAGUUCAAACAGCUCAUUUUUGCUUUGGGUAUCAUUUGCUCAAAACGGGCGACUGAAAAGCUAAAACUGCUCUACAUAUUGCAUUUGCCGCCACUAUUAUCAGCUCAAGAGAUCGAAAACAGUAGUCAAUCAGAGUCUAAAGAUUCUGACACGGAAGUUGCAACAGAAGCGGAAAGUUUUUUCAGCGAUAAUCCAUUCGAGACAAUCAAAUCUCUACCUUCGCCCAUUGACAUCAGCCUGGAAGCCUCCGACGUGGAAAAUCUCUCACUUUCCCACUUCAACGCCACUCCAAAUUUAUCAAUUGACGAGUCGUCUACGAAUGCCGAAACGUCGUCAAUGUUUUAUGUGGAUCUACCUGCCACUUCUAGUGGGGUUGCUGCCUCUGGAGCGGUAGGGAAUGCUCAUUUAGGUGAGUUUGAAUCAUGUGGUUCCCGCUCGGACAUCAGCGACCUGGGCUUCAACAAAAUUAGCUUCGAAGAUGGCAGCAGCAGUACCACGACUACGAAUGGACGACGUCCUACUGGCAAUGAAACAAGAAGCAUUAGCAGCUUGAGGAUAUUUUUAGACGAACCGGAUUCGAAUUUCACCAACAAAAGCAUUCCGAAUAUGACACAGAAAAAUUUUAUUGUUUUGUGGACCACGUUACUAGAGAUUUUAAAUAAAGGCAAAAAGGCGCUUGACGAUGAUGUGCAGCAUGCAUAUAACACACUGAUAUCACUAGGAGAAGAUGCAUUUUUAAAUCGGAGUGGAGAAAGCCUGGAAAGUUUGACGCAGUUUACUUUUCCACUCAUGAAUGAGACGGAUCCCAAUGGAAACCCGUCGAACGUAGAGCAAGUGCCAGGUACAGCUCAAAAGCGACUUCCGGUUGAUGAGCAUCAACGUUCUGAGUUGUGGGAAAUUACGCUGAACCAGUUCAUUGCAACUACCAUCUCUAUUUGUUCCAUAGAAGAACAUUUCUCACAAGCAGCUUCUAUUAGAACGCGUGUUGAAACUUUACAAAAGAAUCGAAGAAAAUGUAAAAGUUAACUCAUCAACAAUGCCGCUCUUCGUGAUCGCUUUUCCGCACAUAGAAAGUUACUGAAACAUGGUCCUUUAAGGAUACCAAGAUGCAUUAGGGAUUACCCAUAUGCUGCUGGAAUCUGAUUUUCUCCAAUAUUCAAAUAAGGGAAUACAUAUACUGUCCAUAAAAAGUACACUGAACAAACAAAUGCGUAAAAACCCAUUACUCUGUGACAGAUUGUUAUAAGUUGUUUCCGAGAAAAUUGUUAUUAAAAUGAUUGUGAGGUCAUAUAUUUUAUCACACAAGUA
This is a messenger RNA of Wyeomyia smithii (pitcher-plant mosquito), 4060 nucleotides long. RefSeq names its product TBC1 domain family member 9 (gene Tbc1d8-9). The record is from RefSeq and is a predicted model, not a curated record. NCBI's taxonomy places the organism in Eukaryota, Metazoa, Arthropoda, Insecta, Diptera, Culicidae. The transcript has 14 exons. Gene Ontology annotation, molecular function: calcium ion binding. Bases 170 to 3778 code for a protein of 1202 amino acids.